Messenger RNA from Asparagus officinalis (garden asparagus), 1288 nucleotides. RefSeq names its product aldo-keto reductase family 4 member C9-like. Gene Ontology annotation, cellular component: cytosol. The record is from RefSeq and is a predicted model, not a curated record. The coding region runs from base 48 to 980 and encodes 310 amino acids. Gene Ontology annotation, molecular function: aldose reductase (NADPH) activity. NCBI's taxonomy places the organism in Eukaryota, Viridiplantae, Streptophyta, Magnoliopsida, Asparagales, Asparagaceae. The transcript is spliced from 8 exons.
CUUCGUCAAAUCGGCAGUUUCUCUCUCUCUCUCUCGAUACGAAGACAAUGGCGAUGUUUUUUGAACUGAACACCGGCGCUAAGAUCCCGGCGGUUGGUCUGGGGACGUGGCAAGCAAAUUCCGGGGUCGUCGGAGACGCUGUAAUUGCCGCCGUCAAGGCUGGAUACAGACAUAUUGAUUGUGCUGCAGCAUACAACAAUCAGACUGAGGUAGGCUCAGCUCUACGGAAGCUGUAUGAAGAGGGCAUUGUGAAGCGCGAGGAUUUGUUCAUCACCUCCAAGCUAUGGUGUGCUGAUCAUGCUCCAGAAGAUGUACCAUUGGCACUGGAAAAUACUCUGAAUGAGUUGCAGACCGACUAUGUGGAUCUUUACCUCAUUCAUUGGCCAGUUCCUAUUAAAAAGGGUGCUGGUCUCAAGCCUGAAAAUAUUCUCCCACUAAAUUUGCCCGGUACAUGGGGAGCAAUGGAGAAAUUGCAUGAUUCAGGAAAAGCUCGUGCAAUUGGGAUCAGCAAUUUUUCUUCAAAGAAGUUGGAAGAUUUGCUUGCUAUUGCACGGGUUCCUCCAGCUGUCAACCAAGUGGAGUGUCAUCCCGGUUGGCAGCAGAGUAAACUCCAAGCAGUAUGCAAUGCAAAGGGUGUUCACCUCACUGCAUAUUCCCCACUUGGUUCACCUGGAACCACAUGGAUGAAGGGGAAUGUCCUUACAAACUCAGUUGUCAGUAUGAUUGCAGAGAAGUUGGGGAAGUCUCCUGCACAGGUUGCUUUAAGAUGGGGCCUUCAAAUGGGUCAUAGCGUACUGCCUAAGAGCACCAGUGAAGCAAGGAUUAAGGAGAAUCUUGAUCUUUUUGAUUGGAGUAUUCCAGAUGAUUUGUUAGCAAAGUUUUCUGAAAUUGAACAGGUGAGGCUCCUUAGAGGAAACUUUGCUAUUCAUCCUGAAAGUGUUUACAAAAGUGCGGAGGAGCUUUGGGAUGGAGAAAUCUAGUCAUUCUUCAUUUUUCAGUGGCGAGGAUAAUUGGGUCUUUAACAUUGGAAUCUGGCGUAGAGAGACCGAGAAGAAGCUGAUCGAGAUAUGGCUUUGCGUCGGAUAGAGUUUAAGAGUUCUCUUUUUCCCCUUCUUCUGUCAUUUGAGAUUCUGCUGUAUCUUGAGUAGGAACCUCGUGGCAAACAUGCGGUCACUUAGGUCAUUGAAGUGUGUUACCUGAUAUAUGUGAUCAAAUAUUGUGAUCUGUGGAAUGAUUAAUUUAUGUCAUCAGGGUGACAAAUUUAUGAUAUUUCUCUUUGCAAAGUUCA